This is a messenger RNA of Yarrowia lipolytica CLIB122, 1254 nucleotides long. RefSeq lists its product as uncharacterized. The record is from RefSeq and is a predicted model, not a curated record. NCBI's taxonomy places the organism in Eukaryota, Fungi, Ascomycota, Dipodascomycetes, Dipodascales.
AUGGACUCCAUCAAACAAUAUCUCUACUUUGCGCUGGUGUUGGCGUUCGUGCUGUACCGCGCAAAUCAACGGGCCAACAAGGCCAGACAGGAGAGAGAAGAGACGAAACACAAACAGAAAGAGAAAGAAAAGGCCGGCGGGGAUAGCAGCGGGAAGAGCGGCGGCCACGCGACCCAAACGCGAACCCCGGAUCGCGAUCCCCCCGCAACAUGGAGUGUCAUCGAGGCGGUUUCCGACGACUUUGACAUUGCCACCUGUGCUCCUCGGCCCUACCGUCCGUUCAAGGCUGGCAAAUACCACUUGACUAUGGGUCUGCAAAAGUGCGACGCCAGCGACUGGAUCUUGCUGGAAAACACGUACAAACGGCGAACGGCUUACCGCCGAAAACAGCUCAAGGAACAUCCCGAGAUCGCCUGUCUUGUUCAGGAAGGACCCGAGGUCGAUGCGGCUGUUCAUGAGUACUACGAGUACAUGUGGUACUAUUUGAGCGAGCGGUAUCCCAAAUACUUCACCAAGGAGACUGUUGAUGGCGUUGAAUGGUGCCAUAAUAGUCUGUGGGACGAAAAGUACCCCAUGAGUGCCCAGAAAUGUCUGGAUUUGGGGCUCGCAAAAGGUUCACGUGACUUGGCUAUGAUCUGUUCGUCUACCCAUGAAGAGGACUUUCUCCUCAUGACUCUGGAUGAGACCCACGAUCCCCCCAUGUACCGCAUGCGAGCAGUGUCUUCCUGUUUCCCGGCAGGAUUCAAUCCAGCAGACAAGAUUGGGCUGACUUUGAGAAACAUCCAUGGGCCUGUGCCUGGAUACAAGCAGCGUCUGGAUCUGUCCAUGAACAAGUUCUUUGCCAAGUUCCAGGCGGGAAAUUUUGUCCAGCGGCAAAACUGGGGCAUUCAAUGCGACGACGCCUUGUUUGACUAUGAGAAUUACGCGGGGUUUGACGCUGAGAAGGACAACGAGCCCUAUGAGGCCCAUGAGGUGGAUUUCAACGAAUGGGCCCUGCGGGUGGAGAGACAAGUCUUGACUCGACUGCCCAAAACCGGAGCCAUGUGUUUUGUCAUCAGAUGCUACACAACUCCUGUAUCUGUUAUUCGAGAAGAGCCACGUGCGCCGGAUCUCAUUGACGCCAUUGACCAACUGCCAAUUGAAGACAAGGUGUACAAGGGAGCACAUGUCUGGGGUCCUGUUCUGCAGCAGUAUUUGAGGAGAGAGGUGGAGGGUAAGGGCGUUGGGGAUAACCCGAUUGAGAGGAUUUGCUGA